AUGUUUCGAUUCCACAAACCCGUCGACAUCGUCACCCUCUUCCACAAGCCAAGCUCCCAGGCUUCGGUGCGCGUUGCUACUCUGCUCAAGCAGGUCUCGGCCAACGCCACCGAGGUUGCCACAGAGGAUCAGGCUAGUGACCACUCGCACCAGACCCAUCCCCAUCGCCAGCGUCAGGAGUUUGACUUGAACAUCACCGAGGAUCCUCCGACGGCAGACCAACUUCAGACUAUACUAGAGUAUGUGGGCAAGAGCAAGAUCAGCUCUAUAAUUCAGGGCGCAUCAACGGAGAAAGAUGCCCUGAAGAAGUUCAAGGAGAGCGCCGACAACUUCAAGCGACCAGUGAUUGUGGAUUGGAAUAACGGCAAGGCAGUUGCCUCUGACAAGGAGUCUGAGAUACUCAAAGUGCUGGAACAGGUAGAGAGCAAAGAGUAG
Molecule: messenger RNA, 435 nt
Organism: Anthostomella pinea
Lineage: Eukaryota; Fungi; Ascomycota; Sordariomycetes; Xylariales; Xylariaceae
Source: the annotation of a GenBank genome assembly